This is a messenger RNA of Clupea harengus (Atlantic herring), 1578 nucleotides long. RefSeq names its product SET domain containing 3, actin histidine methyltransferase (gene setd3). Gene Ontology annotation, biological process: peptidyl-lysine monomethylation; actin modification; peptidyl-lysine trimethylation. The coding region runs from base 1 to 1578 and encodes 525 amino acids. The record is from RefSeq and is a predicted model, not a curated record. Gene Ontology annotation, molecular function: protein-lysine N-methyltransferase activity; protein-L-histidine N-tele-methyltransferase activity; protein binding. The transcript has 9 exons. NCBI's taxonomy places the organism in Eukaryota, Metazoa, Chordata, Actinopteri, Clupeiformes, Clupeidae.
AUGGUUCUAGGGUGUGGAGGAACCACACAGGUGGACAUGAUGGUUCUACGGGGUGGAGGAACCACACAGGUGGACAUGAUGGUUCUAGGGGGUGGAGGAACCACACAGGUGGACAUGAUGGUUCUAGGGUGUGGAGGAACCAGACAGGUGGACAUGAUGGUUCUAGGGUGUGGAGGAACCACACAGGUGGACAUGAUGGUUCUAGGGGGUGGAGGAACCACACAGGUGGACAUGAUGGUUCUAGGGUGUGGAGGAACCACACAGGUGGACAUGAUGGUUCUAGGGGGUGGAGGAACCACACAGGUGGACAUGAUGGUUCUAGGGGGUGGAGGAACCACACAGGUGGACAUGAUGGUUCUAGGGUGUGGAGGAACCACACAGGUGGACAUGAUGGUUCUAGGGGGUGGAGGCGAGUCCUGCACUCAUCCCAAUGCCAGCAAGCUGCCCUUGAAGGACGCCUUCACCUUCGACGACUACAGGUGGGCCGUUUCCUCGGUGAUGACCCGACAAAACCAGAUCCCCACGGAGGAUGGCAGUCGGGUCACCUUGGCUCUGAUCCCGCUCUGGGACAUGUGCAACCACACCAACGGCCUGAUUACCACUGGUUACAAUCUAGAGGAUGACCGCUGUGAGUGUGUUGCCCUGCAAGAUUACAAAGAGAACCAACAGAUCUACAUCUUCUACGGAACGCGCUCCAACGCAGAGUUUGUCAUCCAUAACGGCUUCUUCUUCGAGGACAACGCCCACGACAGGGUGAAGAUCAAGCUGGGCGUCAGCAAGAGCGAGCGGCUUUACGCCAUGAAGGCCGAGGUGCUGGCCAGGGCCGGCAUUCCCUCGUCCAGCAUCUUUGCCCUGCACUGCAGCGACCCCCCCAUCUCCGCUCAGCUCCUGGCCUUCCUGCGUGUCUUCUGCAUGACUGAAGAGGAGCUGAAGGACUAUCUGGUGGGUGAGCAUGCCAUCAAUAAGAUCUUCACACUGGGCAACACGGAGUUCCCUGUCAGCUGGGACAACGAGAUCAAGCUGUGGACCUUCCUGGAGACCCGCGCCUCUCUGUUGCUCAAGACCUACAAAACCACCUCUGAGGAGGACCGCACCAUGCUGGAGAAGCCAGACCUGUCUCUGCACUCUCGCACGGCCAUCAAGCUGCGCCUGGCGGAGAAGGAGAUCCUGGAGCGGGCGGCGUCCAGCGGGCGGGCCAAGCGGCUGCACUUCCAGCAGCAGCUGGACGAGGGCGCUGCGCUGCCCCUCUACGAGGAGAGCGACAUCGCCCUGCUGGAGAAUGCCGACGCCAAGCUGCCCAUCAUCCUCCGCAAGCUUGAGGAGGAGGAGGAGGAUGAUGAUGAGGAGAGGAGCGCAGAAAAGGAGCUCAAGAUGGCGCAGGGAGAUGCAAUAGGGGUGCCACUCCUCAACGGCGAGCGCAAGCCGACUGUGGGCCCAGACCCCAUGUCACAGCUGGAGGAGAAGGAAAAGGGGGAGAAGGGAGAGCUGGAGGAGAAGGAGAAGGGAGAGCUGGAGGAGAAGGAGAAGGGAGAGCUGGAGGAGAAGGAGGAGAAGGAGAAGGACAUCAAGAGCUUUUAG